Salvelinus namaycush (lake trout) is the source of this 3505-nucleotide messenger RNA. It is a transcript of the gene ciz1b, whose product is annotated as cdkn1a interacting zinc finger protein 1b. Gene Ontology annotation, molecular function: nucleic acid binding; zinc ion binding. The transcript is spliced from 16 exons. Bases 893 to 3136 code for a protein of 747 amino acids. Gene Ontology annotation, cellular component: nucleus. Lineage: Eukaryota; Metazoa; Chordata; Actinopteri; Salmoniformes; Salmonidae. The record is from RefSeq and is a predicted model, not a curated record.
CACUGGAGGAGGCAGUAAUUGAGACGCAUCCAAUGCAAAACACAAACUGACGAAUUUUGAUGUGGAUUUUUGUUGUUGUUAUAUAAUUUAGAUUGACGCACCAGUAUAUCAAUCGACUCUAGGGGAUUCUUACAUGCGGGACUUUUAAUUAGAACAUUUCCGAAAUUCCCCUGAUACGGAAGUACUUUUUUAGUGUUGCUGACGAGACGCUGAUAUAGUAUUUCUGAACUGGAGCUUGUGUACAUAGCCAACAAACAAGUUUUGAAAGUGAUAACAGUAGCUACUGUCUUUUAAACCACCUAAAUAUAUGUGCCACGGAAGUAGGUAUUGUAAAUGCACAGCUACAGCUCAUUUCUUGUUAAUUUCAUACUUUCAGCUUGCUAACGGAAGCUAUGCUUCAUAGUUAGCUAGCCAGUUUAGCUGUACUAUUUGUCUAGCGUGGUAAAGUUAGCUAACGUUAUCUAGACAAACUAAAUUACUAUGUCAGCUGUACCGUUUAUUAGACAAGCACAUAUGUAGCCAACCAUAUUUGCUGUUAGCUAGCUACUUCGUAAAGGUUAGUAGCUAGUUAUGUAACGUUAGUUAGCUAGUAAUAUGUUCGGUCAUUAACAACACCUCCAACAGCAGCAACGUAUUUGGCAGCUGCAACAACAUCUCCAACAACGGCAGCAGCUGCAAACAACCCAACUCAUGCCAUCCCAACUUCCACAUCAGCACCAGAUGAACCGGCAGAAACUCAAACGGGAUGUACCCGUGACUAGAACCAUUCAACGCUGGUCUGACCAAUCAGAAUCCACGCUUCAAGAUUGUUUUGAUCACGUGGACUGGAAAUGUUCCGGGCAGCCUCAGAAUAACAUCGAUCUAUACACUGACUUGACCACCACCACCUAGCAUGAUCUACCUCUGCCCAGUUCCCCGGGCCUCUCUCCUUGCCACCAACCCCAUGCUGCAAGGGGCACUGCUCAUGCAACAACCGAUGCGAGGUAACAUGCGAGGCUUGGCCAUGGGUAGUGGGCUACCCUUUACUUCAUUUUUGUCAGAGGGGACAAGGCAAUCUCUCCUUGGACCAGCUCCAAUCCCCCAAGUGGGAUUGUCCUCAUCAGGACCCAAUCAUUCCCUUACACACUUUUUAAACAAGGACAUUAGUGUUAGGAAGAGGAAGAAGGAACAGACAGGAAGUGCUGGGGGCCAGCUGAGCUCCAGUAGUGCAGAGGGGCCCGGGGAGAGGGAUGAUAGGACUACCAAUACAGAGAUGCAGGAAGCGGAAUCAGUUGGACAAUUCUUUGCAAAGCAACAGGUGCCUGAGAUGAAGAAGCAGAAGAUGAAUGGGUCAGAAGAGCCUGUGAAUAUACAAAUUGGACAAGAGGCAGUCCAGAAGUAUGAUAAAAAAAUGUCAACAGAUGUAUCUCAGCCUGUAGAUAUCUCUGCUCUCGAGUAUAGAGGAGGAAGCACUUCCAUUGAAGUGGCGGAGGAAUGUUGCGAAGAAAGUAUAACAGCUGACCAUGUUCUGGGGGUAGGCACAUCCCUGAAAGUCACCAUCCAGCAGAGCAGCGAGAGCCGGGCAUUCAGCACAGGCCUAGAGGAGUUGGCUGCAGCAACAGCCACGGGGACCCCCUGUGGUGUAGAGGGACAAGGUGAGGACAGUGGAGCUGCGACUGACAGCCACUACUGCUACAUCUGCAGCAACCCCUACCACAACCAGCAGAAUUUCCAGAACCAUAUGAACGGAUUGGAACAUCAACAGCGUAUGAUGGAGAUUCAGCAAGUGAGCAAUGCCUGUCUGGUCAAUCUAUUACCACGGGUCGGCGACUCCCUACAGGGCACACACAAAGCUGGGGGCAAAAAGCCAGCAGGGGUGCAGCGCUGGUGUGCAACCUGCCAAACACACUUUACCGGCGAACUCAUCGAGCACCGGAGAACCAAGGAGCACAAGCUAUCAAAGCAGUCCUCACGUCCCUUCUGCACCGUCUGCAAUCGCCAGUUCAGGACGCCACGGAAGUUUGUGGAGCACAUGAAGUCCCGAGAACACAAGCAGAAGGUGGAGGAGCUCCGGGAGGAAGGAGAGCCAGAGGUUAUUGAGGAACUCAUCACUGUGGAUGCAGUGGGAUGUUUUGAGGGAGAAGAGGACUUUGAGGAGGAGACCCACAAGGAUGAGGAUAGCAGGGGAUCGCAGCCCGGUCAAAGAGCCGUCCCGCUAGAGCAUGUGGGGGACUACGAAGCGUUUGAUUCCGAAACACAAUACGGUUCAAGCUUUGUUGUCCCAGUGGCUGGUUUCCUCUGCAGACUGUGCCAUAAGUUCUUCUAUUUCGAGUCCACGGCCAGGCACUUUCACUGCAAGUCCCUCAUACACUUCCAGAACUUACAGAAGUACAAAGCCUUGAAGAAUCAAAAGAGCUCCGCUGCGGAGGACACCGAGAAGACAAGGACAUGCAGCCGAACAGUGGGGGACUCCCCUGACCUGAGAGAAUACAAGGUGGUUAUCCAAAUGGAUAAUGACUGUACAAAAGACUGCAACAUGGCUAGGAACAACACACAUCUCUGUGGUACCUCCUCUACCACAAUCAAGAUGCAUCCUGUUGUCUCUACUCAGGACAAGGCAGAGCAGGACAGUAUCUCCACUGCCACUCAGCAGGUCUCAGAACAGCUGGACUCAGACUCUGUAUUGCCAAAUACCGCAGUCGCUGUCCAUAGGCCGUGCUGCUGUGCCACCCAGCCUCCUUCUGGCUCAAGCUGUGGAUUGGAGAACACGGUGAAGCUGUCUCCAUGCCAAAGCUGCCAAAGGUCCCAACCAAGCCUCCAGGAGUAUGGGCAUGUUGUGACUGGAGAAAAAUGUUCCUGCAGAGGUGGAUGUGCUCUUGCUUUUCCUGCAGGGCAGCAGGACACAAACAUGAGCAUGCCUCAAACUGCAAGCGAGCCACCACGAGGCAGCCUCUUGGAAAGAGAGCAUCUGCAGCAGGAGAGCUCCACACUGUUGAUGCCACAUAUACUCGAACUGGACGAGGACAAAGAACUAGUCAACAGAGAGGAAGUGGAACUAAAGGAGUCAGCUGGGAGGAUGCCAGGAAAGUCAAGGACCACAUCGAAAAGAAUGGCCUCCAAAACGAAAUCCACAAGGACAACCCACACAAAAACAUGAGCGCAGAACCCAGGAAAUUAACACAAACUAAUCCUCACAAGUCGUUAAUGAUGAGAUAUCUACACAUUGGGUGUGUGUGAGAGAUUGAAUGAGUCACCCAAUAUACGAUUUCAGACAAAUCCUGUUUGGUUACAGUAAAGUAGGCCUAGUUUAGUUUGAAUAGAAUAUACAGUUUGUGUUACUAUUUUAUUAAGUGAUACCAUUCACAGUAUUGCAAGGUAUCUCCAAUCACAGUGAGUGAGGCCAUAUUAUGUUGUUUUCUUUAACGUCUCUAGGGGGUGUGGGACGGUAGCGUCCCACCUGGCCAACAUCCGGUGAAAUUGCAGAGCGCCAAAUUCAAAUUAAAUUACUAUAAAUAUUUAACUUUCA